Molecule: messenger RNA, 2411 nt
Organism: Saccostrea cuccullata (small rock oyster)
Lineage: Eukaryota; Metazoa; Mollusca; Bivalvia; Ostreida; Ostreidae
Exons: 2
Coding region: 105-1739 (544 amino acids)
Molecular function (GO): zinc ion binding; protein binding
Source: RefSeq, a predicted model, not a curated record
AUUUAAACUGGCUAUAUGGUCAGGGGACCUGAGUAAAGAUAAAGAGGUCGUAUGCUGGGCGGACGGCAUUAUUGUCUCCUACAAAUCAGACAUAUCAUCUAAUCAUGGACCCCCAUACCAGUGCCCAGGACGUGAGUCGAUGUGACCUGUGUGAGACCGCUGUGGUACAGAUGCACUGUGAUACAUGUCUAGUCAACCUGUGUAUGGCCUGUGUGGGAGAUCACAUGAUGCCUGAUCAAUUCAAAAAACAUGAAAUUGUCCCAUUUCAACUUAGAAAAUCCACUCCCCUCUACCCUAGAUGUACAACUCAUAGCAAAGAACGAUGUGAAAUGUACUGUUAUCAAUGUGAUAUUUCUGUUUGCAACACCUGCAUUGCAUCUGAUCAUCACCUGGGUCAUAAAUUUAUAACAAUUUUGCAAAUUCUGGAUGAAAAAAAGAACAAAAUAAUCAAAGCACAUACCGAAUUGAAAGAAACAAUAUAUCCAACCUACCAGGACAUUGCCUCUGAUGUACAAAAUAGAAUGAGUCAGUUAGAAAAGGAAUAUGGGGAUCUCUCAACAGCCAUAACAAAACAUGGAGAGGACUUGCACAGAGAAAUUGACAAACUUGUCAAGAAACUUAAAGCUGAAGUUGAUGAGAUGAAAAACACACAGUUACAAACUCUACAGAAACAUUUGGAUGAGAUAAAUAAGAAAAUAUUUGACAUCGAGGAUGAAAUAGAUGCAGUUAAUGCCACUAAAGACUCUAAUGACUUGUCAAAACUGUUCAGUGUUAAAUUAAGUCUAGACAAAUACAAAAAGCUUCCACCAAAAAUUGUGUCUUGUACACCUAAAUUCAUGCCAGGAAAAGUUCAAGAAAAAGAACUUCAUGACAUGAUUGGAGCUGUAACACCAAGUUCUCUCACCUCGGGUGAUUAUUGUUACAGUAUGAAGUUUUCACUUCCAGAACCUGAGUCUGUCACCACCAUAUACACUGGGUAUAGAUACCUUUACAAUGUGGCCUGUCUGAAUGAUGAAGAAAUCUGGACAAGUGGAGAUGACAACACCAUGAAACUCUUCAGCAUCAAUCAAGGAUCUCUACUCAAGUCAAUAACAGCCAAGUCCGGGAAAAUACCAUGUGACAUAGCAGUGACAAAAAGUGGAGAUCUAGUUUAUACUGAUUAUCAUAAGAAAUCUGUGAACAUUGUAAAGAAUAAGAAGACAGAGAAGAUGAUCAAACUACAGAAUUGGAUACCUCUUGGUGUCUGUAAUACCUCCUCUCUUGAUCUCCUGGUUAUCAUGUACAGUGAUGAUGAUAACAAACAAACAAAAGUUGUCCGUUACUCUGGCUCCACAGAGAAACAAACCAUUCAGUUUGAUGAUAAAGGUAAACCUCUCUAUUCAUCUAGUGGUUAUUAUAGAUACGUAGCUGAGAACAGGAACCUGGAUAUCUGUGUGUCUGAUAGUCACGCUAGAGAAGUAGUGGUGGUCAAUCAGGCCGGGAUACUGAGAUUCGUGUACACUGGAGAACAGAACAAGUCCUUCUGUCCACGAGGGAUCACCACAGACAGUCAGAGUCACAUCCUUACAGCUGAUAUUUACAAUGACUGUAUCCACAUCAUAGACCAGGAUGGACAGUUCAUCCGUUACAUAGAAUGCGCAUUGAAAAAUCCGUAUGGACUGUGUAUAGAUACAAAUGACAAUCUGUUUGUUGCUCAGUAUAGAAACAUACAAGUGAAGAAAAUCAAGUAUCUUCAGUGAUGUUAUUGUACUGUAUAUCAUGGUAGAGUCUAGCAUUUUAAGCAUAAUUCAUACAAGUCUACAUUCACAAAAAAUUGGUCAUACAUAUAGGUAGUCAUAUUCCUUGUUCUGUCCAAGAUGAAUGUAUUAACAUAUGUUUGAUAAUUUUAAAACAUGAUAAUGUAAUUAUAAUUUUCCCAAAGACUUUGUCUUCAUGUAUUCUUUGAUAUGGCAUCAGUAAAAUUUGCUGUUAGAUAAAGGACUACCAAAGGUUUAGAUGUUAAAUCAGUGGAGGUAAAUGACUUGUCAACAAACUUCUGCCCAGAAUUGCAUACUAAAUUCACCCGAGAAAAUGUGGUCAUAAACAUAACAUACCAAAUUAUGAUAAUCUUUGACAGUUUUCAAUCAAAAAAAAUCAUUAAGGUUAACAUUUUUUAAUCUUUACCUACUAGUAUUUGUUGACAAUGACAAGUAGAACUUAUCUAGCCAAUUUUUUUUUUACUAGUUUACGAGUAUCUACGUACUAGAUCUUUGAAAUACCUAUUGUGGAAAUAAAUAUGAAUUCAGAAUUGAAGGAUGAGGCAAGCUCUUUACUUCUUUUGAAUUUUGGGUAUUUUGCUCAAGAAAAAUGUAAAAGAAUGAAGAAAAAUGUAAAAUUGCCCUAUUUGCAAAUAAAAUGCCUUAUAAAUUAAA